AUGGUCUCCUUGCCUCCAGAAUGCCUACUGUGUACCUUGUUCCUCUCGUUCUCGGCUCGGAGCACAUCUCUCCUGCCUUUGCAUUGCCCCACAGGUGUGUUCUUCACUUUUCAUACCUUCCAUUUGGAAAGCGGCCAUGAUUACUUGCUGAUCACGGAAAACGGUAGCUUCAACCAGCCACUAAAGCAGCUCACCGGCUCCCGCCUGCCUGCCCCUUUCAGCGCUGGCCUCUUUGGGAACUUCUCUGCUCAAAUCCGUUUUAUCUCAGACUUCUCAAUUUCUUAUGAAGGAUUUAACAUCACCUUUUCAGAGUAUGACUUAGAACCUUGUGAUGAGCCCGAGGCUCCAGCCUACAGCAUCCGCAAGGGCCUCCAGUUUGGCGUGGGGGACGUCCUUACCUUCUCCUGCUUCCCUGGUUACCGGCUGGAGGGUGUCUCACGUAUUACCUGCCUGGGCGGUCGACGGCGUGUGUGGAGUUCCCCUCUGCCAAGGUGUGUUGCAGAAUGUGGGUCUUCUGUAACUGGCACUCAAGGGGUUCUGUUGUCCCCAAACUACCCCCUCAACUACAACAACCACCAUGAAUGUAUAUACUCCAUCCAGACGCAGCCAGGAAAAGGAAUCCAGCUGAAAGCCCGGUCUUUCAACCUGGAGGCCAAGGACAUCCUCAAGAUCUACGAUGGCAACAAUAACUCUGCCCGCUUGCUGGGUUCCUUCACCCGUGGGGAGAUGUUGGACCUCAGCAUCAACAGCACUUCCAGCACCAUGUGGCUCGAAUUCAUCUCAGAUGGCAACAGCACAAGUCAAGGCUUCGAACUACAGUUUUCUAGUUUUGAAUUGAUCAAGUGUGAGGAUCCUGGCAUCCCACAGUUUGGGUACAAAGUCCAUGACGAGGGCCACUUUUCAGGGAGCUCAGUUUCUUUUAACUGUGACCCUGGCUACACGCUUCGAGGGAGCCGCGUACUGGUCUGCUUGACGGGGGAACGGCGUGCCUGGGAUCAGCCGCUACCCAUCUGCGUAGCUGAAUGUGGGGGCACUAUCAAAGGCGAGUCUUCAGGACGGAUCUUGUCUCCAGGCUACCCAACGCCAUACGAUCACAACCUCAACUGCGUUUGGACAAUUGAGGCAGAAGCUGGAUGCACGAUAGGGUUCCAUUUCAUGGUUUUCCACACAGAGGAAUUCCAUGAUGUUUUGAGGAUCUGGGAUGGGCCAGUGGAGAAAGGGAUCCUCCUAAAGGAAGCGAGCGGCUCCGUCUUGCCCAGUGAUGUCCGCAGCACAUUCAACUCUGUGGUCCUCCAGUUCAGCACCGACUUUUUCACCAGCAAACAGGGCUUUGCCAUUCAGUUUUCAGUGUCCACUGCCACCUCCUGCAAUGACCCUGGAGUUCCACAGAACGGGAGCCGUAGCGGAGACAGCAAAGAAGCAGGUGACUCCAUCGUCUUCCAGUGUGACCCCGGAUAUGCUCUGCAAGGGGAUGCCAAGAUCAGCUGUGUGCAGAUUGAGAACAGAUUUUUCUGGCAACCUGACCCCCCCACCUGUAUAGCUCCUUGUGGGGGGAUCCUGACAGGGCCAUCAGGGGUGAUCCUGUCACCAAAUUACCCAGAGCCGUAUCCCCCAGGAAAGGAGUGUGACUGGAAGCUGGCUGUGUCUCCCGAUUAUGUCAUUGCUUUGGUAUUCCACACCUUCAAUUUGGAGCCAGGUUAUGAUUUUUUGCACAUCUAUGAUGGACCGGAUUCACUCAGCCCCCUAAUAGGGAGUUUCUAUGACACCCAGUUGCCAGAGAGAAUCGAAAGCAGCAGCAGCAGCCUCUUCCUGGCCUUCCGGAGCGAUGCCUCUGUCAGCAACACAGGAUUCGUAAUCCAUUACACAGAAAAUCCGAGAGAAUCCUGCUUUGACCCUGGCUUGAUUAAGAAUGGCACCAGGGCUGGAGGAGAGCUGAAGCUGGGCUCAACUAUCACAUACUACUGUGACAGUGGCUACUUGAUCGAGGGGGCGUCCACCCUGACGUGCAUCAUGGGAGGAGACGGGAAACCUGUGUGGAACAAACCACGGCCUACUUGUAUAGCACCCUGUGGUGGCCAGUACACGGGUUCGGAUGGCAUCGUCCUGUCUCCAAACUAUCCCCGGAAUUACACCAGCGGACAAGUGUGCCUGUAUUUCAUCGUGGUUCCCAAGGACUACGUGGUCUUUGGCCAGUUUGCCUUCUUCCAGACGGCUCUACAUGAUAUCAUUGAAGUGCACGAUGGCCCCAAUCAGCAUUCCCGACUCCUCAGCUCUCUCUCUGGUUCUCAUACAGGGGAAUCGUUGCCUCUGGCCACCACAAACCAAAUCCUGAUCAAGUUCACCGCCAAAGGCCAAGCUACCGCCAAAGGUUUCCAUUUUGUCUACCAAGCGGUUCCUCAAACCAGCGCCACGCAGUGCAGCUCCGUGCCAGAGCCCCGUUAUGGGAGGAGGAUCGGCAACGAUUUCUCAGUGGGGGCUGUGAUCCGGUUUGAGUGCAGUGCUGGUUAUGCCCUCCAAGGGUCCCGCAGCAUCGAGUGCCUGACCAUGCCUGGAGCCCUUGCCCAGUGGAACUCUUCCGUGCCUACCUGUGUUGUGCCCUGUGGUGGAAAUUUAACUGAGCGGAAAGGGACCAUCUUGUCCCCUGGAUUCCCUGAACCCUACUUAAACAGCCUCAACUGUGUGUGGAAAAUAACUGUCCCUGAAGGAGCCGGAAUACAGAUUCAGGUGAUCAGUUUCGUCACAGAACAGAACUGGGAUUCUUUAGAACUAUUUGACGGUGGGGAUAACACAGCCACCAUGCUGGGCAGCUUCUCUGGAACAACUGUCCCUGCACUGCUCAACAGCACCUCCAACCAGCUGUAUUUGCACUUCUACUCUGACAUCAGCGUCUCUGCUGCGGGAUUUCACCUGGAGUACAAAACCGUUGGAUUGUCCAGCUGCCCAGAACCCACCGUCCCCAGCAAUGGCUUGAAGAUCGGGGAGCGAUACUUGGUGAACGAUGUGGUCUCCUUUCAAUGUGAACCAGGUUAUGCGCUCCAGGGACAUUCUCACAUUUCCUGCAUGCCAGGGACUGUCCGGCGCUGGAACUAUCCUCCUCCGCUCUGUAUUGCUCAAUGUGGUGGGACAAUGGAAGAGAUGGAAGGGGUAAUCCUGAGCCCUGGCUUCCCGGGAAAUUACCCUAGCAACAGUGACUGCACGUGGCGGAUAUCCCUUCCGGUGGGGUUUGGUGCUCACAUCCAAUUCUUGAACUUUUCCAUGGAGCCCAAUCAUGACUUUGUGGAAAUCCGCAACGGGCCCUAUGACACCAGCAUCGUUAUCAGCAGGUUCAGUGGGACAGAACUCCCAGGUUCCCUUCUCUCCACGUCACACGAAACCACGGUCUAUUUCCACAGUGACCACUCACAGAACAAGCCUGGCUUUAAGGUAGAAUACCAAGCCUAUGAACUCCAAGAGUGCCCUGACCCUGAACCCUUUGCCAAUGGGAUUGUGCGAGGAGCUGGUUACAGCGUGGGCCAGUCCAUCUCCUUUGAGUGUCUUCCUGGCUAUCAGCUGAUUGGUGAUCCAGUCUUGACCUGUCAACAUGGAACAAAUAGAAACUGGGACCAUCCCUUGCCCAGGUGUGAAGUCCCCUGCGGAGGAAACAUCACUGUACACAAUGGCACCAUCUACUCCCCCGGCUUUCCCAAUCAGUACCCCAAUUCCCAGGAGUGCUUGUGGCUGCUCACGGUGUCGGUCGGGUAUGGCAUUUUCCUCAACUUCACUCUGCUGCAAACAGAGCCAUACAAUGAUUUCAUCACUGUCUGGGAUGGGCCUCAGCAAACAGCCCCACAGCUGGGUGUUUUUACAGGGACUUCAGCAAAGAAAGCCACCCAGAGCUCUUCCAAUCAGGUCCUCCUGAAAUUCUACAGCGAUGCAGCCAACGGAGGGGUCUUUGCCAUCCAUUUCUAUGCUUAUCAGCUUUCAAGAUGUCAGCCUCCAACCAUGGUCCCCAAUGCCGAAAUUAUCACCGAAAAUGAGGACUUCAACAUAGGUGACAUCAUUCGGUACCGAUGUCUUCCUGGCUUCAUCCUGGAUGGAAACGAAAUCCUGACAUGCAGGCUCAGUACCCACCUCCAGUUUGAAGGGCCUCCUCCAACGUGCGAAGCCCAGUGCCCAAUGAACAAGGUCCUGACAGACUCCUGGGGGGUGAUCCUGAGCCCAGCUGCCACAGGCAGCUACCCCCACUUCCAGACUUGCUCUUGGGUGAUCAGAGUGGAGCCUGACUAUAACAUCUCCCUCACCGUUGACUAUUUCUUGAGCGAGAAGCAGUACGAUGAGUUUGGGAUCUUCGAUGGUCCUUCGGGCCACAGUCCACUGCUGUUGUCCCUGAGUGGAAACUAUUCAGCCCCUCUCACUGCAACCAGCACUGGGAAUAGAGUCUACCUCCAUUGGUCCUCUGACCAUGCCUACAGCCAAAAGGGCUUCCGGAUUCGCUACUCAGCCCCCUACUGCAGCCUCCCUCCACCUCCUUUCCAUGGCUCCAUCCUUAGCCACACUGGCCUGCAGCCAGGAAGCACCAUCCGGUUCAGUUGCGACCCUGGAUACCGUCUCAUCGGCCACAGCAUCACCACCUGUGUGAGACACCCUCAACGUUACUACCACUGGAAUGAAGCCAUCCCGCUGUGCCAAGCUGUCUCCUGUGGAGUUCCCCAAGCUCCCAAAAAUGGCAUUGUCUUUGGAAAGGAGUACACGGUGGGCACCAAGGCUUUUUACCAGUGUAACCAGGGCUUCCAGCUUCCAGCUCUGGAAGAUUCCAGUGUGGAGUGCUUGCCGAAUGGGCAGUGGAGUAACGGAAACAGCCCUCUCCCAUGUGUGGCUGUCGGCUGCCCUGACGUCAGUAGCAUUGCAGUGGAGCACGGCAGAUGGAGACUGAUCUACGAGACGCAGUACCAGUACAAUGCCCAGCUCAUGUUGAUCUGCGACCCUGGCUACUAUUACUUGGGACACCGUGUCAUCCAGUGCCAGGCCAAUGGGAAGUGGAGCAUAGGAGAGCCCAUGCCAACCUGCAGAAUCAUCUCCUGUGGAGACUUGCCUGUUCCACCCAAUGGAAACAAGAUUGGGACCUUGACGGUUUAUGGGGCUACCGCCAUCUUCUCAUGCAAUACUGGCUACACGUUGGUGGGGUCGCGUGUGCGGGAGUGCAUGGCCAACGGUCUCUGGAGUGGACUGGAAGUGAGAUGCCUAGCGGGUCACUGUGGUGAGCCAGGCCCCAUUGUCAAUGGACAGAUCAAUGGUGAGAACUUCAGCUACCGGGGUAGUGUGGUCUACCAGUGUAAUCCAGGCUUCCGACUCAUCGGGAUGUCCGUCCGGAUCUGCCAGCAAGACCACCAUUGGUCUGGAAAGACUCCUGUCUGUGUGCCCAUAACCUGUGGCCAUCCAGGCAACCCGGUGAAUGGCCUGACACAGGGCAACCAGUUCAACCUGAAUGACAUGGCCAAGUUUGUAUGCAACACUGGGUACCACCUGGAAGGGGCAUCCAAGUCCCAGUGCCUGGCAAAUGGCCAGUGGAGCAAUGCCUUGCCCAUCUGUCGCAUUGUAAACUGUACUGACCCUGGGCACCUGGAAAACAGCAUCCGACAAGUACAGCCAAGCGGGCCUCACAGAUACAGCUUUGGAACAACAGUCUCUUAUCUGUGCAACCAUGGAUAUUACUUACUGGGUACCCAUGUCCUUACCUGUCAGGGGGAUGGCACUUGGGACCGGCCCCUCCCACAGUGUCUUUUGGUUUCCUGCGGCCACCCUGGAUCCCCACCUUAUGCCCAGAUCUCAGGGGAUGUGUAUACAGUUGGUUCUGUAGUGCGCUACAGUUGCCUGGAAGGGCGAAGUUUGAUCGGCAAUUCCACGCGCAUGUGUCAGCUUGAUGGGCGCUGGAGCGGCUCUCUGCCUCAUUGCUCAGGGAGUAUCCAGGGAUUGUGCGGUGACCCAGGAAUCCCUUCCCAUGGCAUUCGGCAUGGUGGCAAUGACUUAGGUGUGGAGAGCACCGUCUGGUUCAGCUGUGAGCCGGGCUACAUGCUCCGAGGGUCACUGCAACGCAUUUGUCAGGCCAACGGCUCCUGGAGUGGCAUGCAGCCAGAAUGUGAAGUUAUAUCUUGCGGAAACCCAGGGACCCCCAGCAAUGCAAGAGUGGUAUCUUAUGAUGGCCUGGAAUUCUCCAAGUCCAUUGUAUACGAAUGUCGGGAGGGAUAUUACUCUACAGGUGUGCUCAGUCGGCAUUGUACUGUCAACGGAACUUGGACUGGGACUGCUCCUGAGUGUACAGUGAUAAACUGUGGGGAUCCUGGUGUACCAGCCAAUGGCAUUCGGCUGGGCAGUGAUUUCACUUACAAUAAGACUGUUGUGUUCCACUGUAUGCCCGGCUAUACCAUGGAAUCAGACAGGGCCUCUGCACUGACCUGCACAAAAGACCGGACUUGGAACAACACAAAGCCUGUCUGCAAGGCUAUCAUCUGCAAACCUCCCCAAGCUGUCCCCAAUGGCAAAGUUGUGGGUUCAGAUUUCACCUGGGGCUCCAGCGUCAGCUAUGCCUGCCUAGAUGGAUAUCAGCUUUCCCUGCCUGCUGUGCUGACUUGUGAAGGAAACGGAAGCUGGACUGGAGAAAUCCCACAGUGUUUCCCUGUUUUCUGUGGCGAUCCAGGGAUCCCAGCUCAUGGAAGGCGUGAAGAGAGGGGCUUCACCUACCGGUCCUCUGUCUCAUAUUCCUGUGUCCCCCCACUGGUGCUGGUGGGCUCCCCUAGGAGGUUCUGCCAGUCUGACGGCACCUGGAGUGGAACGCAACCCAAUUGCAUUGACGCAACUCUUACAACAUGCGUGGACCCUGGCGUGCCUCUAUUUGGAACCCAAAACAAUUCCCAAGGUUACCAGGUUGGGAGUGUCGUUUUCUUCCGGUGUCAUAAAGGAUACCUGCUGCAGGGAUCCACCACCAGAACAUGUCUCCUGAACUUAACCUGGAGCGGAGUGCAGCCCAAUUGUAUCCCUCACAACUGCAAAGAGCCAGAGAUGCCGUUCCAUGCCAAUGUGGAUGCUCUGGAUGUGCCUUCCCUGGGCUACACAUUGAUUUACUCUUGCCAGAGUGGCUUUUAUCUCACGGGAGGUUCAGAGCACAGGACCUGCAAAGCUGAUGGCAGCUGGACUGGGAAGCCACCUGUUUGCCUUGCGGAUAUCCGACCCAGCGGCAGACCGGUGGGCACUGCUCGGGACCCUCCUCUCCCAAAGAUGUCGGUUCCUGCAGAUGUCUUUGCAAAGAAUUCAUUUUGGAAAGGCUCUUACGAAUAUAUGGGCAAGAAGCAGCCGGCCAUGCUGUCUGUCACCAGCUUUGACCCAGUGACCAGUAAGGUCAAUGCCACCCUAAUAGACCACAGUGGUGUAGAAUUGCAAGUGUCAGGGAUAUACAAAAAGGACGAGAUGCACCUCCUCCUCCAGGUGUACCAGAUCAUGGGGCCAGCAGAGAUGUUAGUGAAUGAUAAAUGGGCCUUAGACGGACGUGUCACCCCUGAGUCAUCAAGUGGGACGUUUGUCUACCAGGGAUUUGUGCAUGGCAAAGGUUUUGGACAGUUCGGCCUCCAGAGGCUAGACAGCAGAACUGAGCAUGAUCCCGAGUCGAUGGGGCAUCCCUUUGCAUCCAACAGCAGUUCGGUGGCGGCUGCUAUCCUUGUGCCUUUCAUUGCCCUGAUUAUUGCAGGGUUUGUGCUGUAUCUCUACAAACACAGGAGGAGACCGAAGGUGCCGUUCAAUGGCUAUGCGGGCCACGAGAACACCAACGUCCGAGGCACGUUCGAAAACCCGAUGUAUGACCGUAACUUGCAGCCGACAGACAUCAUGGCCAAUGAGGCAGAGUUUACAGUCAGCACCGUGUGCACCGCAGUAUAGCACUUGCAAUCUCGCACACAUUCUCCAGGGACAGGAGCCUCACCAGCGCCCAGUGGUCCUUCUGGUUCAUUU
This is a messenger RNA of Gekko japonicus, 7977 nucleotides long. RefSeq names its product CUB and Sushi multiple domains 2 (gene CSMD2). The record is from RefSeq and is a predicted model, not a curated record. Bases 1 to 7905 code for a protein of 2634 amino acids. NCBI's taxonomy places the organism in Eukaryota, Metazoa, Chordata, Lepidosauria, Squamata, Gekkonidae. The transcript has 53 exons.